CUGUGCUGGAAAUCGAAAAAUGCUAUUACAGGAUAUAAAGUGGUGCUGGAUAUUGGCAGUGAGCAUCAUAAUUCUGUUAAACGGGACCCUCUUUAAAAUCAGUAUAUGUGACGCCUCAGGUAAUGAAGCACAAAACAAUACGAUCUGCCAACAUAAAAAGAUCCUUGCUGUCGCUAUGGGAUCAUUACAAAGUGGAUGUCAUUUCUCCUCAGAUGAACUCCACGAUGAAAGCAAUGGGAUUAAACUCUGUGUCGUUUCUAAUCAAAAUAAAGCACAAGCAGGCUGUUGUAAUAUUUUUGGUUAUGACUGUGGGUUUGAAAUAGAGGAGAUUCCUAACCAAAAAUACAGGCUAACUCUGAUGGAAAGUACUCUAUCCACACAAGAUAUUGUCAUAAUGACUACACCGAUGCAGACCUUCAAGUGUACACCAUCCCACGUCUACAACCACUCAGGUUUCCUUUUAAACCCUAAGAAUUGUUUGGAUUCAGGUGACAAGAAUAUUAGAGUGACAAAAGAUAACAUUUUUGGAAAUAAUGUGAGCAAUGAUGACCAAGGUUGUGAAGGUGCAGACGGAACAAAAUACAGGAUUAUAAUAACCCGUGACCCUAACAGACAUUUCAGGUGUAUGAUGCCAGAGGAGCCAGAUGUUUCUAUAAUACUUCCCUCCUCAGGCAACAAUAACAUUACCACCAUUGACACUGCUGUCAACAUCUUUAAUAAUCUUUCGUACCUGGUGGAAAAAAUGGGCGAGUCCAACACAGCAGCCGUCACAAUAGGCAACGUUCAAGGAAUUAUCUCAAAACUGCAUCCCAAAAAUCAAUCUCACAUCAACAUGUGCAUUACAACACGUGGAGAUUUUAAUUUCUGUGGGACCAAUACUACUUUGGCGAACAAUUUUUCACUAUCUGUGCACAUCCCAAAAGAAGCAAGUACCAUGGCGAUGAAGAGAAAUGGCUCAUUUGCUGCAGUUUUCCGAUUUACAGAAAUGGAGCAGGAUGAGGAUGUUGUUUUACUUAACAAUGAGAUGCUGGGAAUUGACAUGGGAGUAAACAUUUCCAACCUCACAGAUACUAUAGACAUUAAGUAUGGAAAUGUGGAAAAGGGAAAAAUUGCGUCUUGUCAAUCAUGGGAUGGGAAAGGAAAAAACCCAAUCUGGAUCCCGGACGGUUGUAAGACACUUCAGAGCAAUGGCAACAUCACAUGCCAAUGCUCUCAUCUAACAUUUUUUGCAGUACUAAUGUCACCUCCGCCUGGAAACAUAAGUUCCUCUGAUUUUCGAUCUCUGUCGUACAUCACGUCUAUUGGCUGUGGUGUGUCCAUGUUUUUCUUGGCAGUGGCUCUCUUCAUGCAUUUUACUAUCAGGAAAAACCGUGUGAGCCUUGGCACUAAAAUCUUGAUGAAUCUCUUUCUUGCCAUGUUCACCCUGAACUUGACCUUCUUGACAAAUGAGUUAAUUGCAAACCUGGAAAUCUUUGGUGCAUGUGUGACAAUAGCUGUUUUUACACAUUACUUCAUGCUGGCUACCAUUACCUGGUUUUUCAUGGAGGCACUACACUUGUACUUUAACCUGUGGAAGAACCCCGCUGAUAUCAAACAUUACAUGAUGAAGAUUUGUGUCACAGGAUGGGUCACACCAGCUGCAGUGGUGAUUGUUCUUCUUGCCCUGAGAAUGUAUGACUACAUGGUCAUUUAUAUUGAUGAUGGCAACUCAGCUAAAAUGUGCUGGAUCUCGAAUCCCAUUCUUCACCAGGCUGUGAAUGUUGGUUACUAUGGGGUAGUUUUCAUCUUCACCAUUUGCAUAUUUAUUGCAACUGUGCAAACCAGUCUACGAUUCAAGGCUGCAAUAAGGAAAAGUCAGGACAACAACUCUGUAAACUCAAACUCGUUCUCCAUUUUGGGCCUGUUCAUCAUGUUGGGCAUCACCUGGGCCUUUGCUUUCUUCAGCCAUGGACCUCUGCUCAUAGCCUCCUAUUACAUCUUCACCAUCCUCAACUCCUUUCAAGGUUUCUUCUUGUUCAUCUACUACAUCAAAAGCAGCAAAACUGUUGCAGAGAAGGAAGGCAGUGACAAGGACACCAGCAGCACAGUGGCAUCAAACAUCACCCUCAACUCUAUUUCUAAAUGAGAUGUUUUUAUCAAAAUGCCUCAGAUUCAACACAAGAGGGCAGCAUUUUCUUUCAUAAGUGAGGUGUGUUUAGUAAGAUUAUGAUAAUAUGUUUCAUUCUCCCUGGCUCGACUCACUAUCAAAACGUCUUGACUGAAUGAGUAUCCUGAGUUGAAUUACCUUCAUUGAGAAAAGCACUCUGAAAUAAGUCUCCUGGAAGUCAUUUGUGUUGAUGACUCCCUGUUUUGACAAAAGCCUUGUCUUACUCACCGUGAAACUUGCAGGGAAGGUUAUGAUUCACUCAGAAUACAUCACAGCCCCACUAAAUCAAAACUCCAGUCAUACUCUGGAAUGUACAGAGCAAAUGUUUAGGAAGAAAAAUAUUGCUACCUUAUGACGGAUGUGCUUGUCAUAUGGACUGAAGAUGACAAAAUGCAGAAAUAAAUAAAUAAAUAAAGGGAAGUCUUGGCCCUCAUAUUCAACAUAGGGGGACGAGCUAGCCAGCUAGUGCUUUGCGUGCCUGCAGAUAAUUACCUUAUGCCUACAGAGAGCAGUAUCCACAGAGCCGGGAGUCUGACUGACUUACAAGAAAUGAGCUCAUAGCUACCUAUAGUGAUAAGAAGCUUGAGGGCAUGCUAUUAUGUUGAAACUAAUCUCAAAAAUAUGAUGGUAUUUACCUAGAAUUUUAGAAUGUUUCAUCUGUAUUUGUAUUGUUGUCUGGUGUUUUUGUGUAGGGUUUAUUAGAAUAAGACUGAAUUUAUUACUUUACAUACAGUCGUGGAAAAAAUUAUUAGACCACCUUUGUUUUCUUCAAUUUCUUGUUCAUUUUAAUGCCUGGUACAACUAAAGGUACAUUUGUUUUGACAAAUAUGAUAACAACAAA
Molecule: messenger RNA, 2987 nt
Organism: Sphaeramia orbicularis (orbiculate cardinalfish)
Lineage: Eukaryota; Metazoa; Chordata; Actinopteri; Kurtiformes; Apogonidae
Product: adhesion G-protein coupled receptor G2-like
Exons: 18
Coding region: 20-2125 (701 amino acids)
Biological process (GO): adenylate cyclase-activating G protein-coupled receptor signaling pathway; cell surface receptor signaling pathway
Cellular component (GO): plasma membrane
Molecular function (GO): G protein-coupled receptor activity
Source: RefSeq, a predicted model, not a curated record